Molecule: messenger RNA, 1611 nt
Organism: Purpureocillium lilacinum
Lineage: Eukaryota; Fungi; Ascomycota; Sordariomycetes; Hypocreales; Ophiocordycipitaceae
Source: RefSeq, a predicted model, not a curated record
AUGAGAUUUGCAGCCGCUGCAUCGACGCUGCUCGUGGCCGUCGCGGCCGUCGACACAACGGUAGACCUGGGAUACAGCAGGUACAAGGGCAUCACGCAGGCAAACGGCGUCAGUCAAUGGCUGGGCAUCCGCUUCGCCGCACCGCCCGUGGGCGACUUGCGGUUCGCGCCGCCGCACGACCCCAAGAAUACCACCGGAGUGCAGCCCGCCGACAAGUACGGUCGAGCGUGCCUGGCCACCGGUGCAGACCCCAAUGACAAGGACACGUCUGACGACUGCCUCUUCCUCGACGUCCAGGCACCGACCAAGGCAUCGGCGGGCUCCAAGCUCCCUGUCUUCCUCUACAUCCAGGGCGGCGGCUUCAACCUCAACUCCAACACCAAGAUCAACGCCUCGGGACUGAUCGCCGCGAGCGACUUUGGCAUCGUCGUCGUCAGCUUCAACUACCGCGUCGGGCCGUACGGCUUCCUCAGCAACGGCGGCGACGACGCCAACGCCGUCAAGCCCAACAACGGGCUGCGCGACCAGCUCAAGGUCAUGCAGUGGGUGCAGGACCACAUUGCCAAGUUUGGCGGCGACCCCGACCACGUCGUCGUCGGAGGGUCCAGCGCUGGUGCCGAGAGCGUCGCCCUGCACCUGACGGCCAACUACAGCACCGACGCCCGCCUCUUCCACGGCGCCAUCGCCGAGUCGCCCUCCUUUGCCACGAUGCUCACCGUCGAGGAGGCCGGGUACCAGUAUCGCCAUCUAGCCGCACGCCUGGGCUGCGCCGUUGCAGACAGCCUCGCCUGCCUGCGCAACAAGACCGCCGCGGAGCUCCAAGCCCAAAACUUCAACAUCCCGCUGCCAGGCGCUGCGUUAGCUCCAGAGUACAUGUACCUGCCGACCAUUGACGGCGAGUUCGUCCCCGACUACACGUACCGCCUCCUCGAGCAGGGACGCUUCCUCCGCGUGCCCACCAUCUUUGGCGACGACACCAACGGCGGGACGCGGUUCGCGCCGCGCAACACCUCGACGCUCGCACAGAGCAACUCGUACAUGCUGGACCAGUACCCGUUCAUGACGCUCGCGCAGCUCACCGAGGCGAACAAACUGUACCCGAACCCGAACACGACGUGUCCGCACGAGGGGUGCUACUGGCGGCAGCUCAGCAACGUGUACGGCGAGGCGCGCUACAUGUGUCCCGCGCGGGCAUUCACGUCGGUGCUUUCGCACGCCGGCGUGGCGCGCUCGUUUGCCUACCGGUGGGACGUCGAGGACCCGGAGCAGAUGGCCGAGGGGCUGGGCGUGCCGCACACGGUCGAGCUGAGCGCGCUCUGGGGGCCGGAGUACGCGCCCAGUCCGCCCAAGAGCUACGAGAAGGGCGGGGUGAAUGCGCGCGCGUCGCCGGUGAUGCAGUGCUACUGGGUCAACUUUAUCAAGCAUUUCGAUCCUAGUGCGGGGAGGGGCUGCGUUGGCGAGGGCACGGCGCGGUGGGAGGCGUGGUCGUCGCGCCGACAGAGCAGGAUCGUGUUCCAGACGGGCGCCAAGACGAAGAUGGAGCCGUUUGGACAGGCGCUGAAUACGCGGUGUGACUUUUGGGCCAAGUAUGGUGUUGCGCAGCGGUUGUGA